Messenger RNA from Helianthus annuus (common sunflower), 836 nucleotides. Its product is annotated as ganglioside-induced differentiation-associated protein 2. The record is from RefSeq and is a predicted model, not a curated record. The transcript is spliced from 3 exons. Bases 28 to 618 code for a protein of 196 amino acids. Lineage: Eukaryota; Viridiplantae; Streptophyta; Magnoliopsida; Asterales; Asteraceae.
CUUCACCUAAAUUUCACCAUCAUCAUCAUGGCUCAACAACCUCCACCCGACCACAUAAAACUCAUUCACAACCUUAACCUCUUCAAAAUCAAAAGCAGAGACAAACGCGGCCGCAAGAUCUUAAAAAUCAUAGGAAAACACUUCCCAGCUAAGAGUUUAAAUGCUGAUUUGUUGAAGAAGUAUUUGGAAGUGAAAGUUUUUCCCAAACUGGAACGGCCUUUUGUAGUGGUGUACGUUCACACUGACGUUUGUAAGAGCGAGAAUUUUCCCGGGUUUUCUGUUCUCCGAACGGUUUACGAUGCGAUUCCGAUUAAUGUGAAACAGAAUUUGGAAUCGGUUUAUUUUGUUCAUCCCGAUUUACAGUCUAGAGUUUUUCUUGCUACAUUUGGAAGAUUUAUCUUCAGUGGAGGGUUAUAUGCAAAGCUUAAAUUUGUGAGCAGAUUAUCGUAUCUGUGGGAUCAUGUCAAGAGGAACGAGAUCGAGAUUCCAGAAUUCGUUUACGAUCAUGACGAUGAUCUGGAGUACCGUCCGAUGAUGGAUUACGGGAUAGAGAGUGACCACCCUAGAGUUUAUGAUGCACCCCCGGUGUCGACGUACUCCAUGAGGUGCAUCUCUUAGAAUUAGUUAUGCAAAACAUAUGCUUUCAACUUAAUGAAAAAGCAAAAAAGCAGCAUGUAGGCCUGUAAACAAAUCCUGAAUCAUUUGGCUAGAAGUUCAUUUAUGUUUGUUUAUUUGAUAAAAAGAUGAACAUGGACAAAAUGUGUUGUUCUUUGAUCAAAUGACUGAACAUGAACACAUGUCUUGCUCAUUCGUUUAUUUUUGAUUGUUUACAUAUU